Molecule: messenger RNA, 1370 nt
Organism: Cuscuta campestris
Lineage: Eukaryota; Viridiplantae; Streptophyta; Magnoliopsida; Solanales; Convolvulaceae
Source: the annotation of a GenBank genome assembly
CUUUUUUCCACAGGUAUUUCAGUUGCAAAGAAAAUACACAUUUUAUGUGUUUCAUCAAAGAAUUUGAUUGAAGAUUUUGUAGAAACAAAGAAUAAUCAAUUUGAACGAAAUAGAGAUGAUAUCACUGAUUCUACUGUCAACAAAAGAAUGAAAGAGGUGGAACAUUGUGAUGGAGACGGGGAUGAGUCGAGCAAGAAGAUGAAUAUCGUUAUAAUAGAGAAAAAUUAGGAAUAUAUAUUUUAUGUUAGCCUGAGAUUCAUUCCCGCUGGCUUUUCUUUGGUAGAUAGAGAGGACUUUGGUGGAGAGGAUUCCUAUGCCGAUUUAGGGCAGAAGUCAAGUAGGUUCCCCACGCCAAUCGUCGUCUCCCUCACUCUCUCUACUCUACCCAAAACCAGAGCCUCGGCUGAGCGAGAAAGAGAGCUGCAGGAACCAGCCAUUUCAUUCAUUCCACACCAUUACGCCCGAGUAUCAUGGGUGUGAUUAAGGCGGCGAUCGGCGAUGCGCUGUUGACCUUCAUGUGGGUGUUCUCCGCCUCCACACUCGGCAUCGGCACCUCCGCUGUAGCAUCCGCGCUCGGAGUCGUCCAUCCGAUGGCGUCUCUCUUCAUCACCACCGCUUUGCUAUUCGUCCUCCUGUUCGUUUUCGGCAUCCUCAGCGAUGUCCUAGGCGGCGCCAGCUUUAACCCCACGGGUAUUGCUGCGUUCUACGCUGCAGGCUUCGGGAGCGACUCUCUCGUCUCUGCUGCAGUCCGUUUCCCCGCUCAGGCUGCGGGUGCUGUUGGUGGAGCAAUUGCGAUAAUGGAAGUAAUCCCUUCACACUACAGGCACAUGGUUGGAGGGCCUUCUUUGAAGGUUGAUGUCCACACAGGAGCAAUUGCAGAGGGAGUGCUAACUUUCAUAAUGUCCUUUAUUGUUUUUGUUGUCCUCUUGAGGGGUCCUAAGAAUUCAUUUGUCAAGAAUUGGUUGCUUGCCAUAUCAACAGUCACCCUAGUCAUUAUUGGUUCUAGCUAUACAGGUCCUUCCAUGAAUCCUGCUAAUGCAUUUGGCUGGGCUUACACAAACAAUCUGCACAAUACAUGGGAGCAGUUUUACGUCUACUGGAUUUCCCCCUUCAUUGGAGCAAUCCUGGCAGCUUGGAUUUUCCGUGCUGUGUUUCCACCCCAGGUGAAGCCCAAGAAGCAGCCAAAGGCAAAGAAAAACUGAAAAGGUGGUUGAGUGUUAGACCGCGCCUCAAGAACUCUAUAUAUAUGAUGGCUAAGUGCACCUCUUGUAAGUGGGUUGUGUUUUACAAUCUUGUUUUAAUUUGAUUGAAUUAGAAUCUUCAUCCAAUAAAGAUUUUGCCGUUUGAUUGAAUCAAUCUACUACGUUUUU